Molecule: messenger RNA, 1978 nt
Organism: Columba livia (rock pigeon)
Lineage: Eukaryota; Metazoa; Chordata; Aves; Columbiformes; Columbidae
Product: helix-loop-helix protein 13-like
Exons: 2
Coding region: 1-519 (172 amino acids)
Biological process (GO): developmental process; regulation of transcription by RNA polymerase II
Molecular function (GO): DNA-binding transcription factor activity, RNA polymerase II-specific; protein dimerization activity; RNA polymerase II transcription regulatory region sequence-specific DNA binding
Source: RefSeq, a predicted model, not a curated record
AUGGAAGAACUUUCUUACAGCUUUGAUCAGGAAGACUGCACUCCAGAAUUUCUCUUCUGGGACCAGGCAGAUACCAACACUCAGCUGGACAACCUCCUACUGGACUGCUCCACUCUGGUAGACCAGUUCUCCCCUUGGCCAUCCCCUGUGUGCCCCCCUGCCCUGGGGGAGGUGACAGUGGGAGCUGAACCAGACAGCUUCCCGCCACCCCCCGGAGACCCCCGCCACCGCCACGCCGCCAACAUCCGCGAGAGGAAGAGGAUGCUCAACAUCAACGCGGCCUUCGACGAGCUCAGGUGCCAUGUACCCACCUUCCCCUAUGAGAAGCGCCUCUCCAAAAUCGACACGCUCCGGCUGGCCAUUGCAUACAUUGCACUUCUGGGCGAGAUCCUCGUCUCCGGGUGCGAUCCCAAAUCCUACGUGGAGCAGUGCCUGAAGAACGGUUUGCAGAGCCAACAGCAGGCAACCUGGAACACGAGCGAUCUGACAGCCCGCCUGUCUUGGGUAAAGUGGGAUUAAGCGGUACCCAAAACAAAGAUCUUGAAAGGCAGCAUGUUGCAAAACCUGAUGACCUGACUGCUGGGUAGCGGCUGUUAAAUUCUCAGUACUGCAAGCAAAAGCAUGGCACUUACUAUUUUACUUAUUGUCACAAAUCGCUUUCUCACUGCAUGUUCAACAUCCAGCCUCUUUUGGUGUUAAUUCUUUGCUGCAUAGGGCCUUCUGUUUCUCUUUCUUCUAGUUUCUCACACACUUAUAGAUUGCUCUUGCAUGAAAACAACAGAUUAAAAAUAAGUGUCAUUACAAGCACUGCAACAACAUUUUCUCUUCCACUGGAAGAGAGCUAUGCCCAAAUCAUAUUUCCAGCAUGUAGGAUAACCUACCCCAGAUCACAAGAAAAAAAAUAAGCACCACCUGUUGCAACCUAUUGCUUGGCUUCAGAUGUCCAGGGCCAUAGCUGUAAAAGUCACCAGUAAUUUACAGCACAGAGACCACAAAAGGGCCAGUUUUCAGGAGAUGAGACACAGGUCUUUGUGUGUCUCAAAAAUUUUUCAUGCUUUCUUCCCGAUGUGAUGACUUUGGAAGGCUGGAGUCCCAGGCGUUUUGGUACGAAAAGGCCAACGACUGCUAGCACUUGGGCACCAUCUCCCCCUCACACAUGUGAAUGCUCAUGCAAAGAGCAGCUGGCUUUUGACAUUUUUACAAUAAUUUUUCUCAUUUGUUAUUUUUUUGACCAAAUCUUAGCAAACUGAUGCUGCUCCAGCAACCAUCGGGAAGGCUGUGAUAAACUUUUCCAACAUGAAACGUCACCCACGUUCCCCCUGCAACAAAACAAAGGGGCAAAGCAGUGCACGCACACUUGGCAAAUGAUUCUAAAGAGGAGUUUCCACAGAAUAGCCAUCCUGUUCUGCAGUCCAUGGUAGCAAUGAAUGUUUUAAUAUUAGCAAAAAUAAAACCAUGAAGAAAAGCCUAUAGCUGUUUGUGGCAUAAUUAUCUCAUACUAUCUGAGUGUGCCCUAAGGCUAACAUUGUGUUUGUCUGUGAAUGCAUUAUUUUUGCCCGUCAGACCUAUACUCUCAAGGCUCUGAAUCUGUUGUUUGGUAAAGAAGAGCCACUGUACAUCUUUUACACCUCUGUAACACCUUGCUAGUGCAGUCAGAGAUCUGAAACCCUUCUGCCUUAAUGUACUUUAUUAUGGUAUUUCUUAGCAGGUAGGAUGCUAGAUUUAGAUAAAAGAGAACGCAUUUAUUUUAAUGUAUUGGUUAGUUCUCCUCUAAGAAAAACCAUGUGAGUAUUUGUCAUUUUGCUCUGGUUGAAUUUUGAUGGUUUUGGGGGGAAGUAAAAAUGAAGAGAAGCCCUUGAGGGGAAAAAUGAAAAGAACCUUCUACCCUUUUCAUUUUCUCUGUCAAAACAAAAGAGAAUUUCAUCUCAGAUGCAACAAUGUAUUUCAGUUGACUUAGAAUAAAACGUUUCAUUGCAAA